AUGGACUGUGGAAGUACUGGGACCGCUGCGGGGAUCGACCCCAAGAUUUUGGACAAUUGGCAAACUGAAGGGGCAUUUUCGGUCGCCUCGUGGGAACAACCCGGAUACGACCAACCACCCGAGUGGGACACCAGCCAGGAAUCGAGUCAAUGCGAUGCUGACAUCGCGGACCUGGGCGCUUUCCACGGCCCUUUGACCGGUGAAUUCCAUCGCCUAGAGAACAGGAAGCACGAUGUAGCCCCCGAACACUUGAACUACACAGAUGGCAUCGUCGAAGGGACUGGCAGCGGCACCAUCAGCCCUAGGACCAUCCCAUCUUCUGCCGACGAGAACUUCCAUCCCGAUGAGGCUUGGUCGCACUUCCCCCUAUACAAUCCCGUCGGCAUGCCGAUGGAUGCGUCGCUGAUCUACCCGUACGGGAAGGGACCGAGCCACUCGACUGGCGCCGUUAUCGUCGAUGAUGUCGGAGAGAUGCCUCACGGUGGUUUCCCCGAUGCCCCAACAGAAGGCAUCAUGUCCUUCCAGCAGAUUCCACAAUCCUUCCCCAUGAUUCCCGAACAGUGGGCAGAGAUUCAACACGGUGUGCCCGUGGACAACAUGUCCCCGCCGGAAGACUCCAUGCCGCUCACGGUCGACGCGCAACAUAGCCCGAAGGAUCAACCCCUGCGGGAGUUCCAGACUUCACUCAGAUCGCUGGAAUCGCGCUGGCUGAACAGUCUGGAAUCUCAAUUGCCUACUCCGCGGAUCACGCCGGCCUCUCAAACUACUGGCCAGAGAAAUGCGCCCAUGCCACAAGAGUUCCAGUUUAAAUCUGAGAACUCUUCGGUGUCGGGCGAUUUGUCUGGAAUAUACGAGUGCUCUUACUCUGCCACUAGUGACGAUGCCUUUACCUUUGCGGACCAAGACGACGAUGCCCCGUGGAAGACCUCGCCGCAUGAAAGUACCUCGCCGGAGGCCUCGCAGCCUGCCUUUAAGACCACUGCCUUUAUGGUGAGCGAGGACCCGGCGGAGACUCAGGUCUCCACCGUUCCCUCAAGGUCGAGGGCUUCGUCAAGUACUGGAGCACGCGCUGGUCGACCCGGAGCACUUGCUAUGCAAUCCUCUGCUACGGUCAAAAAGCGCAAGACCAGAAACCCCGCUUCUUCAAUGGAUCAGGGUGUCGCUCGGCCACUGCAGAUUGUCCAGGAGGAUGGCCAAGGCGGCUCAAUUGCGUCUGCGGACUUUGUCUCGCCGCCCCGCGGUGCUCGUCGCAAGGGCCCAUUGAGUUUGGUUGGACGGGCUAAUGCUGGUCUUCGUCGGAAGAACAAGGAUACCUGUGUGCAGUGUCGACUGAACAAGCGCAAGUGUGAUGGAAGCUCCCCCUGCGACGCUUGUCGCCCGACGCUUCACGAGCAACCAUGCGCUCGUGCAUGCUUCUCCAGCAUUGUGGAGUUCGGAACAUGCAAUUAUAUCUCUCAACGAGCUGUCAACCACCCUACUAUGGACGGUACUCGCCGAGUUCGUAUGGAGAUCCCAUCCGAGUUCGAUCUCAGCCAACUUCUGUCAUUGCUAGCGGAGCGCCAGGGCCGAUUCAACAUCCGCGCCAGUCAGGCGUGGGGCUCUCUAUACGUUCUUGACCUGGGAGAGACCUAUAAAUUUUUGAAGGCCCUGAGCGAGUACAACGGCAACUCGAAGUCCACCUUCAUCGAAUUCAUUGACCGACGAAUCGUCGACUCGAAGGACAAGUCCAAGAACUGGCUGUCCUGCGUUGCCGACUGCGAUCCAAUGAACCAAGCCUACACCCUCCUCUCCCAAUGGAACAACAUGCCUAGCCGUGCCAAAUACAGCUUCGUCUCCCUUGAUCCCAACGAGGAAGAACGAACAAUGGACAUAAACAACCCCGAAGACCAACGCGAGAUCCUCCUCGCCGCUCAACUCUCCCGAAUCUUCUGCCGCAUGCUCGAAGUCGAAGGCUUCCGCAAACUCGAGCGCGACUUCUACAACAUCAAAUGGAAGCAGAUUUCCCACGAGACCCACGUCCGCUUCCUCAGCGAACUCGGCCACAUCCUGCUAACGCUUCGCUGGCGCGUGAGCUGGUGGAAGCGUCUCGGCGACGGCGGCCAAUCCCCCGACCCCGCACAGCAGCACUACGUCGACCGCGUCGAGCUGCUCUGUCGCAUCCUGUACGUGUAUUACACCUGUGUGAUGGCGAAGCUACCUUCGUGGUCAGCUGCGGAUGUGCCCAAGGGGAUCUGGUCGACGUAUCCGGACUCGGAGAAUGCCGUCUGGGACGAUUUCCCUGCAGACUCGUCUGACGGUGGCUUCCAUGGGUGGAUGGAGCGUGGACGGGAUUUGAUUGAGCAGGCUGGUGUUCCGAGUCGGGUCUCGAAGGCCUGA
Molecule: messenger RNA, 2376 nt
Organism: Penicillium bovifimosum
Lineage: Eukaryota; Fungi; Ascomycota; Eurotiomycetes; Eurotiales; Aspergillaceae
Product: Zn(II)2Cys6 transcription factor domain-containing protein
Exons: 5
Coding region: 1-2376 (791 amino acids)
Biological process (GO): regulation of DNA-templated transcription
Molecular function (GO): DNA-binding transcription factor activity, RNA polymerase II-specific; zinc ion binding
Source: RefSeq, a predicted model, not a curated record